Molecule: messenger RNA, 3684 nt
Organism: Tachyglossus aculeatus (Australian echidna)
Lineage: Eukaryota; Metazoa; Chordata; Mammalia; Monotremata; Tachyglossidae
Gene: APBB1
Product: amyloid beta precursor protein binding family B member 1
Exons: 15
Coding region: 26-2443 (805 amino acids)
Biological process (GO): regulation of DNA-templated transcription
Cellular component (GO): cytoplasm; nucleus
Molecular function (GO): transcription factor binding; amyloid-beta binding
Source: RefSeq, a predicted model, not a curated record
GGUCUUCCAGGCCCUCAGGGAGACUAUGUCUAGCGGCGGCCUGAGCUGGAAGCACGUAGGAUCCAGUGAGCGGGAGGCGGGGGAGUCACGGGGACCUGAGUUCCCAGGAGCCUCCGGCGCCAUGGCCGUGUCCGUGUCCGCGUCCCCGGGCUGCCAGCCGGACCUGGUGAAUGACAACAGCCGCCUGAGCUCGCCCCUGUCCCGGCCCCUCCAGGCCGCUCACAACCAGCUGCUCAACGCCAAGCUCCAGGGCGUCCACCCCGUCUCCCGUGCCUCGGUCGCCGGGGGACCCCGGGGCCGGCAGGCCUACGGGCCCACCGCCCACCUGCAUGGCACCAUGGGGCCGGGAGAGGCGGAGCGGGACCCCACCAACGCCAAGUGGGUGAAAGACGGGCAGAACCAGCUGCGCCGGGCCGCCAGCGUGCAGCAGGACCAGAACCGCAACGUGACGGCGGCCGUGGGGACCGCGGCCGUGGAGACGGCGGGGGAGACGGCGGCCCUGGAGACGACGGCGGGUGGGACCGGCCCCCACGAGCCGAACGCCCCCGGGUCCGCCGCUUCAGCGGCCAAGGGCCUCCUGCGCCUCUAUUCCGAGCUGGAGCUCAACGCCGCCAACCGCGAGCACCCGGGGCCCGGCCUGCUCAUCAACCUGCGGCACCCCGGCCCCCAGCUGCGCCGGCCCGGCCGGUUCCGCCGCGACGACGACGAGGAGGAGAAGGCGGCCGGGGAGGAAGGUGGGGAGGAAGAUGAGGACGAAGAGGAGGAGGAGGACGACGAGGAGGAGGAGGAUGAAGAGGAGGAGGACACCUCCUCCUGGCGUGGCCGGGAAGAGCCCCCGGAGCGUGGGCGGGACGGGCCGCGAGAGCACGGGCGGAGCGCCAGCCUCCUGUUUGGCAUGAGGAACAGCGCGGCCAGCGACGAUGAUUCCAGCUGGGCCACGCUGUCCCAGGGCAGCCCCUCCGGCAGCUCUCCCGAUGACACAGACUCGUUCUGGAACCGCAAUUCUUUCGAAACGGAUUCGGAUCUGCCCGCCGGAUGGAUGAGGGUCCAGGACACUUCAGGGACCUACUACUGGCACAUCCCAACGGGGACCACCCAGUGGCAGCCACCUGCCGCUCCUGGCCAGGGCCGGGGGCCCCAGGGUCGAGGACCGCCGCGCCAGGGGCCCGCCUCCACGGGGGACAGUCCCACCGAGGAGCCUCAGCUCACAUGGACAGGCUUCGGCCACUGCGCCGGCUUUGAAGAUGGAGAAUUUUGGAAGGAUGUGCGGGGAGAGGAGGAGCCAGCCCUGGAACAGGACCAGAAGGACGAGGACUCUUCCUUGCGUUUUCAGGCCCUGGAUAUCAGCUGUGGGCUGUCUGAGGAGGAGGAGGAGGAGGAGGAGAAGCCCCUUCUGAGCACUAAUCCUGGAGCCCAGGUGUUCGCCGUGCGCUCGCUGGGCUGGGUGGAGAUGACGGAGGAGGAGCUGGGGCCAGGGCGCAGCAGCGUGGCCGUCAACAACUGCAUCCGCCAGCUGUGCUACCCCGCCGGCCCGCGGGGCCCUGCCCACGGCUGCUGGGGAGAGGGGAAAGACAUGCUGCUGCAGCUGGAGGACGAGUCGCUGAAGCUGGUGGAGCGGCGGGAACGGACGCUGUUGCACUCCCAGCCCAUCGUCAGCAUCCGGGUGUGGGGCGUGGGGCGGGACAGCGGCAGAGAGAGGGAUUUCGCCUAUGUGGCUCGGGACAGGCUGACCCAGAUGCUCAAGUGCCACGUGUUCCGCUGCGAGGCGCCCGCCAAGAACAUCGCCACCAGCCUGCAUGAGAUCUGCUCUAAGAUCAUGGCCGAGCGUCGUAGUGGCCGCUCCCUGGUCAACGGGCUGAGCCUGGAUCACGCUAAGCUGGUUGACGUCCCCUUCCAGGUGGAAUUUCCAGCCCCGAAGAGUGAAAUGGUGCAGAAGUUCCAGGUCUAUUACUUGGGCAACGUUCCCGUCUCCAAACCCGUUGGGGUGGACGUGGUGAAUGGGGCCCUGGAGGUGGUCCUGGCCUCCAGCAGCCGGGAGCAGUGGACCCCGAGUCACGUCAGCGUGGCUCCCGCCACCCUCACCAUCCUGCAGCAGCAAACGGAGGCCGUGCUGGCCGAGUGCCGGGUGCGAUUUCUGUCCUUUCUGGCCGUGGGCCGGGACGUCCACACCUUCGCCUUCAUCAUGGCCGCCGGCCCGGCCAGCUUCCGCUGCCACAUGUUCUGGUGUGAACCCAACGCCGCCAGCUUAUCCGAGGCGGUGCAGGCCGCCUGCAUGCUGAGGUAUCAGAAGUGCCUGGACGCCCGCCCCCAGGCCUCCAGCUCCUGCCUCCCGGCCCCACCCGCCGACUCCGUGGCCCGCCGCGUGGGCUCCACCGUGCGCAGAGGUGUCCAGACGCUGUUGGGCAGCCUGAAACCCAAACGGGCGGGGGCCCAGACUCCCUGAGCGGCCCCGGCGAAGGGGGCGGCAUCCACACUGAGCCCUCCCCCUCCCUCCCUCCCUCCAUCCCCCCUCCUGACCCCAGUCGUGGCUGAGGGACUCGGGUGUGCUUGGGAGAGGAGCAUGGGGCAGGAAGGGGCCUGGCACGGGGGCACCCCAGCGCUCCCCGCCCCGGCCUCCCCCCCCCACCACCUAGGGAUAGGGGCCUGGGAUCUUCGAGGGGGACAGGGGUGGUCGGGUCUGGGCUUCCCUGUGUGAGGGUGGUAAGGCAGAGAGUCAGCUCCCCUUCCCCAGGGCUGAGGGAGAGAAAGAGGCCUCCAGUGACCCCGCAUCCUCCCCUUGGGCUCCGGGCAGAGGAGAGAGAGACUGUGUGAGUGUGAGAGCGUAUGCAUGUGUACAUCUGUGUGUGCACACGCACAAGUGUGGGUGAUACUGGGCUCACCGGCAUCCGAGUGGUGGGAGUCCGCCCCGCUCCCCAUCCCUCUUCCUCCCCACAUCUGUGCUCUGGAUGUGUCACGGCCAAGCGGGACCAAGAGCCCCUAACCCGCCCGCCCGCCCAGACGGGGCCUAGGUUGGCGUGAGGGCCCGAGGCCGGCUGCCACUUCCCCACCUCCCUGCCCCGCCGGCCCCGGCCCGCUCUAACUCACUAAUAAAACCAGGCCGAGCCCGCCCUCAGCUCGGCUCCGUGUCCCCCCCGCCGUGUGUCCGUGUCCGCCCCAGCCUCCCGGCCGGGCCCCGGGCUUCAGUGCAUGCCCUCUGCCGGGGCCUGAGCCUCGUGUCCACCCUCCCCCUGCCUCCGGGGCCCCCCGGCACCUCGGACUCCGUUGUCAGAGCAGGCUCGGCCAGCGGCGGCGGUGGCGCCGGGCCUCUGGGCCGGACGCCCCCCCGCCCCCCCGCCCUCCGAGACGCGGGACUCUUCGAAACCAGAUCCGCCGUGAGGGUUGAUGAACGUCUGUACAAUUCAGAAGAACAUGUGCUAUACAGUAAAAACCGCUCUAUAACCCAAUGGAAAAGGACUGCGUUGUGUCAGGCUUGGGGUCUGAAAAUCUGUCAGAACCGACACCCAGUUGCCUCCUUUCCUCUCGAAGCUGGCAGGUGACUCUUCCCUCCUCCCCCUCUUUCCCCCCCAACCCCGGCUGCAAACACACUCACACUCCCUUAAAAAGGCCCGAUCAAUAGUAUUUAUUGGAUGGCUACCGGCCCAGGCUACACACUUAGUAGAGAACAAUAAAAAUCAAUGGCCCAGG